Centropristis striata (black sea bass) is the source of this 1531-nucleotide messenger RNA. Its product is annotated as homeodomain-interacting protein kinase 1-like. The record is from RefSeq and is a predicted model, not a curated record. Lineage: Eukaryota; Metazoa; Chordata; Actinopteri; Perciformes; Serranidae. Gene Ontology annotation, cellular component: nucleus; cytoplasm. The transcript has 10 exons. Gene Ontology annotation, molecular function: protein tyrosine kinase activity; protein serine/threonine kinase activity; ATP binding. Bases 382 to 1482 code for a protein of 366 amino acids. Gene Ontology annotation, biological process: peptidyl-threonine phosphorylation; peptidyl-serine phosphorylation.
GUCCCGGAAUCAUCAGAGCCUUAUAGUUCCAGAAUCACCAGAGCUCUGGUCAUUUUAAUGAAUUCCACUGGACAGACAACACGCUUUGGAUCAAGCUCUUAGCCUAAGAAAUCGACUUUCAAAUCAACUUUUAACCCAACUUGAGUAAGCUAUGAAGUCCAUCUAUGCUUCAAGAUGGACCUCUCUUCCUCUUCCUGUUCUUCAUCUUCCCCUGAGUCCUAUUUAAAACGCCAGAUCCCACUCCACAAAGGCUAUAAGUAUGUGCAAGUUCAUGGCGAAGGUGCAUUUGGAAAAGUGGUCCAAUGUGUAAAAAAAGACACACGGCAGACUGUGGCCAUAAAGAUUGCCAGGUGAAACAGCAAUCUAGACGAAGAGGCACACAUGCUUUCAGAACUCAUGCAUCACAACAUGGACAAGUUUAACAUUGUCAAGUUUCAUGACAAGGUUAAUAUAAAUAAUUCAGUCGGUUUGGUGUUUGAGAUGAUGGACAUCACGCUUCAGGAUUACUUACUGGACUUGAACGGCCCCAUGCCUCUGGAGAACAUCCGAACCGUCAUUCAACAGUUGGCAACAGCAUUCAGUGGACUGAAGAGGAUUGGUGUGAUCCAUACUGAUGUGAAAAUGAACAACAUCAUGAUAGUGGAUCAAAAGAGGCAACCAUUCAAGGUUAAACUCAUCGACUGUGGCUUGUCAAUUUUCAAACAUCAAGCCAAGACGGGCAAGGUUUGCCAAACACCUUUCUACAGGGCUCCAGAAAUUAUGCUGGGACUCCCAUUUUCGGAGGCGAUAGACAUCUGGGCUCUGGGCUGCGUGAUGGCAAUCAUGGUCUUAGGCUUUAUGCUCUUUCCUGGACGAUUUGAAUUUGACGCUCUACGAUACAUCAUCGACCUUAUCGGUCCACCACCUGACCAUCUCCUUGAUGCUGGUGGGAAUUCCAAGUUGUUUUUUAAGAAAACAGAUUCCAAUCAGUGGAAGCUGAAGACACCUGAGGAGAACUGGGAAUCAGCACAUUGCUCCACGGAUGAAAAGUUCUACAAGUUCCGUUCUCUGGAUGAAGUUAAGAAGAUGCGUCUGGAGGAAAAUAACGAGACGGAAGCUGAGGACAGGGAACAGUGCAUUGAGCUGCUGAAGGCAAUGCUGACUUGGGAUGAGAAAGAGAGGAUCACCCCUGAUGAGAUUCUUAACCAUCCCUUCAUUACCAAGAGCUACCUCAGGAGCAGCUUCCGCCCCAGAUUCUAUCUGCAACCCAGAUCAGGACACCAAAGGCCAUCAAGGAAACCCAGGAUGGAUGCAACGACGAGAACAGAACAAGUGACCAAGUGUCAUUUGCAGACCCUGAGAACAGAAUUCCCCUGUAUAAACCAUAUGGACUGGACAGUGACAUUUGGUAAGAUUAUUAUCUCUGAACAUGACAGAAGACAACAAUUGAGCCAUCAUGUAAGCAGAUUUUUUGUAGAUGAUGAAGCAGGACGAAUACACUAACUCUGUGUGCAUUUAAAUGUGUAGUCCCCACAGUGACACAGCCUACAGG